This is a messenger RNA of Dinoponera quadriceps, 1092 nucleotides long. RefSeq lists its product as uncharacterized. Bases 1 to 1092 code for a protein of 363 amino acids. The transcript is spliced from 5 exons. NCBI's taxonomy places the organism in Eukaryota, Metazoa, Arthropoda, Insecta, Hymenoptera, Formicidae. The record is from RefSeq and is a predicted model, not a curated record. Gene Ontology annotation, molecular function: nucleic acid binding; zinc ion binding.
AUGUCGACGAAGAUUCUUACCGACGAUAGCAAUUAUAUCAGCGACGAUAGUGACAAAUUUAUAGAAGAAUUUGACAAAGGAGCGCGCCACUCGAAUUGCAAUAGGGCCCUUGCCCUUGUGACGGGCGCUCCCGUCUGCCACGUAACAGAAUUAAUAUUAAAUCUACUGAAUAUUGAAUUUUUGAUGUCUGUGAAACAAAUAACAAAAUUUGAACGAUUGAACAAUAUAUCUAUUAAUGUGUCUAGCAUUGAAAAGAAAGCAAAAAUGGAAAAUCAGACUCAAAAUUUUUCCGAUACGUCUCACAGACCGGACAGUCCGUGGAGUAUGGUGGAUACGACAGAAUUUCCCAGCUUAUCUCUGCAAGUUUCUGAUGAGUCCCCAAAUCUGUGUUUGUACUACUUCUAUUUGGAGGAGAAACUGAUGAUUCAUGCAGCAGUUUGUCGAGAGAUAAAUGAUUGCGCUAUCCUGUUACGCGACGAGGACAACAAAUGGCUCAGUUUCGGCAACCACAGCAGAGAAGAGCGGACCCCGUUUGUAGUAUAUGCUGACCUGGAAUGUAUGCUGGAGAAGAUUGCGAAAGGCACCUCAAACGAAUACACUUUAUAUCAACAUCACAAGAAGACCGGAGAAGAAGCGCCUGUCAACGGAAAGAAAAUCGAUAGACUAGCAACAGAAUUAUACGAGUCAGCCACUAACGGUACAUUGGAUACCCCGGUAGAAAAGAGAGCUAUACACGAAUAUUUUAAAUGUCAAGCGCUAAUUAAUUUCCAACUUGGGCUGAAUGUUAAGCUGCAAAUCAUAGUACGACACCGAGCUCCUACUACGCUAGCUAAAGCUAUUGCUGGAGCAAUGGAUGAAGAAAAGGUAAAAGGGUUAACGAACCACAAUAAUAAUCGGGAAACUGCACUCCCAUAUAACAGUCGACCGACGACAUAUCCGCGCAUUCGAGAAAAUGUUAGACCUCUGACGUGUCACAAAUGCAACAAUACAGGACAUCUAGGGAAAGAUUGUCACUUCAGCCGUUACGCGAAACGAUACACCCUACCAAAAAUAAGUAAACGCACUUGCGUAAACACGAUGGAAAAAUAUUGA